Fraxinus pennsylvanica is the source of this 1020-nucleotide messenger RNA. Lineage: Eukaryota; Viridiplantae; Streptophyta; Magnoliopsida; Lamiales; Oleaceae. The record is from the annotation of a GenBank genome assembly.
AUGGAAGAAUUCUCCUCUUUUCCAAUGGAGAAACCAGGCAGGAUUAUCAGAAGAUCAAUCUUCACUUUUCUGCAAAACUAUCAGUUUUUCACUUCAACGGCAGCAAUCUUGGUUUUUCCUUUCGCGGGUUCGACUCUCGUGUCUCAAGCUUCCUUGCCGUCGUCUCCCUUUUUCGCAUUAGUCCAUGGCCGCCUACGAACCCUUUUCCUCGCUGCAGGCUUCCCUCCCUCGUCCGACUUGUUCAAUAUUCUCAAUCUCAAACUCUCUCAAACCAUUGUCACAUUUCUUCUUGUACUCCCCUUUAGUCUCACUUUUCUCCUCUUUGCUAAGGCAUUGAUAAUAAAAGCCCUUUUCUAUCAAGAAAAUAGGCAUUUUUGUUCUUGGAACAAACUUUUCAAAUCCCUUUAUCUCACACAAAUUAGCAACUCAUUAGUCAUCCUCUCUGCAAAUGCUACUUGUUUCUCUCUUCUACUCAUCGCAUUCAAUUCUUUCGAUAUAUUAGGCCUUUCUUCUCCGAGACACUUCCUACUUCUCUCAGCACUCGGAAUAAUUAUCUAUUCGGUAAUUCUUGCCAAUGCACUCGUCUUAUGCAACUUGGCAAUCGUGUUGUCGGGAAUGGAGAAGCGCGGGGGAUUUACAACGAUUCUCGAGGCCUUUUUUCUGAUACGGGGUCGAACUGGAACAGCAUUGUCAUUAACCCUGCCUUUCAAUAUAGCCAUGGCUUCAAUCGAAGCUUUGUUUCAAUACCGAGUUGUAAGAGCUUAUAACAGCGCUGUUUUUCCCAAUUCAUCCAUGGUCUUCGAGGGCAUUUUCAUUGCCUACUUAUACGCAAUCCUAGUCGUCCUAGAUACCGUCGUUGGUUGCACGUUUUUAAAGAGUUGCAGAACAGAAUUCAAGAUUGAUCAGGUGAAUUUGUUUUCAGAAAUCAAAGAGGAUUAUCCAAUGCCAUUCAUUUUACACUCAAAUGCUGUCAAUAAAGUUGGUAAAGGUGAUUAUUUAGUGUUGAUUCAAGAAAGUUGA